This is a messenger RNA of Acanthamoeba castellanii str. Neff, 603 nucleotides long. Its product is annotated as RanBP1 domain containing protein. Gene Ontology annotation, cellular component: cytoplasm; nuclear pore. Gene Ontology annotation, molecular function: GTPase activator activity. The record is from RefSeq and is a predicted model, not a curated record. The transcript is spliced from 4 exons. Bases 1 to 603 code for a protein of 200 amino acids. Gene Ontology annotation, biological process: nucleocytoplasmic transport. NCBI's taxonomy places the organism in Eukaryota, Discosea, Longamoebia, Acanthamoebidae.
AUGUCCGAUUCGACCACCCCCACCACCGAGACCAAGCCCGAGGAGACGAAGACGGAAGAGACUCCCGCCGUCGCUGCCGAGGGUCAGACCCCCGCUGCGGAGGAGACCAAGACGGAGGAGACUCCCGCCCCCGCCGCUGAGGGCCAGACCCCCGCUGCUGAGGGUGCUGCCGCUGAGGGCGACCUCUCCGAGGUGAAGGUCGUCACCAACGAGGAGAAUGAGGAGACUCUGUUCAAGGUCCGCGCCAAGCUGUUCCGCUUCGCCAAGGAGACCAGCGAAUGGAAGGAGAGGGGCGUGGGUGAUGUCAAGUUCUUGAAGCACAAGGAGAGCGGCAAGAUCCGCGUGCUCAUGCGCCGAGAGAAGACCCUCAAGAUCUGCGCUAACCACUACAUUCUCCCCGCCAUUAAGCUCGAGACCAACGCUGGCAGCGACAGGUCGUGGGUGUGGACUGCCUACUCUGACGUCUCCGAUGAGGAGGCUGGCGUUAGGGACGACGUCUUGGCGAUUAGGUUUGCCAAUUCUGAGAACGCCACUAAGUUCAAGGAGGAGUUCGAGAAGUGCCAGGCCGAGAUGGAGAAGCUUUCCAGCGACAAGAAGGAGUAA